Strongyloides ratti is the source of this 3951-nucleotide messenger RNA. RefSeq names its product Structural maintenance of chromosomes protein 4. Lineage: Eukaryota; Metazoa; Nematoda; Chromadorea; Rhabditida; Strongyloididae. Gene Ontology annotation, cellular component: chromosome. Gene Ontology annotation, molecular function: protein binding; ATP hydrolysis activity; ATP binding. Gene Ontology annotation, biological process: mitotic chromosome condensation. The coding region runs from base 1 to 3951 and encodes 1316 amino acids. The transcript is spliced from 4 exons. The record is from RefSeq and is a predicted model, not a curated record.
AUGGUUAAUAUUUCUGAUAAUGAUGAUGUUAUGGAUGUCAGUUGUGCAGGCUCUGAUAAUUCUGACAAUUUAAUGGAUACAUCAGAUGGUUUAUUUCAACAUGAACAAAACUUUGAAAAGAAUAUUAAUAUAUCAGAUGAUGUGGUCGAUAAAAAUGAUGAACUUUUAAAUAUUGUUAUUCCUCCACCACCGGAACCAUGUAUGCGUGAUGAUGGAUCUGGAGAAAGAUUAGUUAUUUCAUCAAUUGAUGUAGAAAAUUUUAAGAGUUACUAUGGUAGACAGACUAUUGGUCCAUUACAUAAAAAUUUUUCUGCAAUAAUAGGACCUAAUGGUUCAGGGAAAUCUAAUGUUAUUGAUUCCUUGCUUUUUGUUUUUGGAUUUCGUGCUUCUAGUAUUCGAUCUAAGAAAAUUAGCUCACUGAUACAUAGUUCAAAUGGAAAAGAAAAUAUAAAUUAUUGUUAUGUUCAGAUAAAUUUUGUUAAAAUUUUUGAUAUUGAUGAAAUAAAUUUUAAAAUUAUACCAAAUACUGCUUUUAGUAUUGGAAGAUACGCUUACCAAGAUAAUUCAAGUAAAUAUUGUUACAAUGGGAAAAUGAAACAAUAUAAUGACAUCAAGAUGUUGUUAAAAAAAGAAGGAAUUGAUUUGGAACAUAACCGGUUUUUAAUUCUUCAAGGUGAAGUUGAACUUUUAGCUUUAAUGCCUCCGAAAGGUAAAAAAGAAGGUGAGACGGGAAUGUUAGAGUAUUUGGAGGAUAUUAUUGGAUCAAAUAGGUACAAGGAAUUUAUUGACAAAUUAGUUGCGGGAAUCGAAGAUUUAUCUGUUAAGAAAAAUCUUUUUAUGGUGAGAUUUCAAAGAAUUGAAGAGGAAAAAAACAAACUUACGGAAGAUGCAAAAGAAUGUAUUUGUUAUAUUAAAGCACAAAAUGCACAGUCUUUUUUUUCAAAUGUCAAGUUUCACAUUGAAAUGUUUAAAGAGAUGGAUUCUAGAGAUGAGAAAAAACAACAAUUAGAUAUUCUUAACGAAGAAACAAAAGAAUGUGAAGCAAAAAUUAAGGAAUUAGAUAAAUCACAAACGGCAGAAAAAGAAAAGUUAAAACAAUUACAGGGUGAAAUCGAUGCAGUAAUAAGUGAAGGGGACCGUUUGAAAAAUAAUUUAAAAAAUGAAGGUGAAAAGCGUAAAAAAGCUGAGGCUGACAUUCUUAAAUUUGAGACAAAACUUAAUGAUUCAAGUAAAGCUUUGGCGAAGGAACAAAAAAAGUUAUCUGAAUUGGUAUCUGCACCGGAAAAUUGUGAUAAGAAAAUUUCCGAAUUACAAAAGGAACUUGAGGAAUAUGAAAAAAUAAUAGAAGAAAAAUCUGUGAUUGUUGAUGAAUCUCUUUUAAAAUUUGAAAAAAUGUCUGCAGAAUUUGCUGAACGGCUAAAAGAACCGGAAUCUAUUGUUAAUGAAUUAAAACUAAAAGAAAGUGAAGCUUGUAAUGAAUUAGCAUUAGCUCGCCAAAACCAUUCAAAUUUAGUUGCUCAAAAUAAAGCUGGUGAGGAAGAUUUGUCGAAUAUUAAAAAUUCUAUUGCAACCACAGAAAAUGAAUUAAAAACACUUGUAAAGUCACUAGCAGAGUCUACUGAAACGUUGUCAAAAUGCAAAGAAGAGCUUUCUGAAAAAGAAAAAAAACUUGAGGAAAUUGAAAUUGAAGAUCAGGAACUUGAUCCUAUCGUAAAAGAGUUAAAAGUUAAGAAAGAUUUAAUAGAAGAACAAAAGCAAAGUCGACAAAGUCAAAAUAAGGUUGUCGAUGCUUUAAUGACUUUCAAGCAUUUAAAAAAAAUUGAUGGAAUAUUUGGAAGACUUGGUGAUUUAGGAGGUAUAGACCCAAAAUAUGAUUUUGCUAUUACAGCUGCUUGUCGUAAUCAAUUGGAUUUUAUCGUCGUUGACACUACAGAAACAGCUCAAGCUUGUAUAAAGUAUUUGAAAGAAACUAAAGGUGGUCGUGCCUCUAUGCUUAUCUUAUCAGAACAAGUAAAAAGAUUCUCCAAACAUAUAGGCCCUAUUAAGGUACCUAAAAAUUCUCAACGUUUGUUUGAUUUAAUUGAAUGUAAUGAUAACAAGCUUCGUUGUGCUUUCUAUUUUGCAUUACGUGAUACUCUUGUUUGUAAUGACAUUGACACCGCAAGAAAAGUAGGUUUGGAGGGUGAAAAACGAUGGAAAGUUGUUUCAUUAAAAGGUGAGAUUGUUGAAGUUUCUGGUGUCAUGACUGGUGGUGGAAAAAAACCUGAGGGUGGUAAAAUGGGAAGAAGUGCUAAAGUUGUUACUUCAAGUCAACAAGAGGAGAACGAAUAUGAUGAAAUUAUCAGGGAAUAUGAAACUAAGUAUCAAAGAUUGAAUGAAGUACGUGAUGAAAUUGGACGUUUAAAAAAUCAAAUUAAUACAUUAAAGAGAGAAAUACAAAUUUUAGAAACCAGAAUAGCACAAGAAAUGGAGAAAAUGCGUGAACUUUCUCAAAAAAAGUCUAAUGAGGAAGAGAUAGAUUUGUUAAUUGAUAAAAUUGAAAGGCUUCAACGAUUAUAUGAAAAAUGUCAAGCUAAGACUGCUAAAGCUAGAGUUGCUGUAACUACAAUCUGCAAUGAGAGAGAUGGAUUGUAUGAAAAGAUAGUUGGAAUUCAUGAAGAACCCUUAAAUCAAGUGAAGAACAAAAAAAUUCAGUGUGAAAAAACUAUAAAAAGUGAAAAAAACAAAAAGAGUACAGCUGUCUUGAAUGCAAAAAAAUGUGAAAAAUCUAUUGUUAACAUUCAAAAUGAAAUGGAAGAAAUGGAGCAAAUGCUUAAUGAAAAUAGAGAGUUUUUAGAUAAAAAUUUUAAGACUACUUUUGCAUUGGAAAAAGAAAUUGAGGCAAAUAAAUUGGCAGAAGAUGCUGCUAGAAAUGCUCUUAAAGAUGCAAUGGGGCGUACUAAAGAAUUUAGUGAAGAACAAGUAGUAUUAACAAGACAGUUUAAUCAGUUAUGUAAUGACAGGGAUGUUAAAGAAGUGGAGUACAAUCAAAUAGAGAAUUCAAUUAGGGUAAUUAAAAAGAAGGUUAAGGAGUUAAAAACAACGGAUAUCAGUUCAGUGGCAAAUAUUCUUAAUGUAACAAAUGAAGAGGUAAACUCUGCAGAUUUUCUAUUUGACGCUGGAAAUGGGACAAUUGUUGGGAAUCAUGGUGAAAAUGAUAUAACAGUUAUUGGAGAAAAAGUUGAAGGUCUUUCAGAAUGUAUGUUGUCGGGGAAACUUCCAAAGUAUACACGUGAAGAACUUGAAUUAAUAAAUCUUACUGAUUUUAAUAUCAACAGCUCAAUAAUUAAUAUUAGAUUUAAACAAACAAAAAAGAUUCGUAUGAGUGUACUAGAUGAAUUCAAAGCAGUUUUAGAAAAAUAUGAGAAAGAAAAUGCUAUUUUACAACAAAUGAAUAAAAAGCUAAAACAAUAUUCAGCAUCACUUGAUAAUUUAAGGAAAAAAAGGCUUAUUGAAUUUUUGAAUGGAUAUACACAAAUUCUUCGUCAUUUAAAACUUAUUUACCAAAUGUUAACAUUGGGUGGAGAGGCUAAUCUUGAAUUGGUAAAUUCAAUGGAUCCAUUCGAAAAAGGAAUUAGGUUUUGUGUUAGACCACCAUUCAAGACUUGGCGCGACAUGUCAAGAUUAUCAGGUGGUGAGAAAACUUUGUCGUCACUUGCUUUGGUUUUUGCACUUCAUCGCUACCGACCAACACCCUUAUAUGUUAUGGACGAAAUUGAUGCUGCUUUAGACUUCAAAAAUGUUACAAUAUUAUCUCAUUUUGUAAAAAAACAAACAAAGAAUGCUCAAUUUAUUAUUAUCACAUUACGCAACAAUAUGUUCGAAUUGGCAGAUCGAAUAAUUGGUAUCUGUAAACAAAGUGAUUGUACCCAGAAUGUUGUUAUUGAUCCACCACUUCUCGGAACUGAUUAA